AUGGGUAGGACUAGGAAUUUCUGUUUGGCUUGGGCUAAGGAUAGAGUCAAAGCUAGAGCUAAAGCUAGGGCUGAAGCUAAGGCUAAGACUAAGGCUGAGGUUAAGGUUGAAGCUAGAGCUGAAGCUAGAGCUGAAGCUAAAGCUGAAGCUAGAGCUGAAGCUAAGGCUAACGCUAGGGAUGAAGCUAGACCUGAAGCUAGGGCUGAAGCUGGGGGUGAAGCUAGGGCUGAAGACAAUGCUGAAGCUAGAGCUAUGGCUAGGACUGGGCUAAACUUGUUAUCUGACCACUAUGAUCAACAUGAUCAAACCUCCUAA
Bursaphelenchus okinawaensis is the source of this 315-nucleotide messenger RNA. The record is from the annotation of a GenBank genome assembly. Lineage: Eukaryota; Metazoa; Nematoda; Chromadorea; Rhabditida; Aphelenchoididae.